Messenger RNA from Plutella xylostella (diamondback moth), 682 nucleotides. RefSeq lists its product as uncharacterized. Gene Ontology annotation, cellular component: plasma membrane. Gene Ontology annotation, biological process: septate junction assembly. The record is from RefSeq and is a predicted model, not a curated record. NCBI's taxonomy places the organism in Eukaryota, Metazoa, Arthropoda, Insecta, Lepidoptera, Plutellidae.
UCCGUCAUGUCAACUGAAGUCCCUCCGUCCCUUGAUAAAUAAACAAAUGUGUAUUUUUGUAUUGUAAUAUUAUUUAUUUUGUAGCUCUACAUUAUUCUUGAUCAACAAAAUGAUGAUUCCUACUUGUUUAGUUAAAAUUUUAGAAUUGAUGCUGUCAGUGGCGUGCGUGGCGCUGCUGGCGCUGAGCUACGACCUGACGGACCCUCCGUCGCUGCUGCUGGCCGCCGGCACCUACGGCGGCUACGUCAUCGUGCUCUCCGGGGAGAUCAUCGGCGAGCUCACCUUCGCGCCUCUGGACCUGGUGCAGGACAUGUACCUGAGCGCGCUGGGCGCCGUGCUGUUCGCGACGAGUGGCGGCAUGACGCUGGCGGCGCGGCUGCAGGGCGACGCGCCGCGGGCCCCGCGCACGGGCGACGCCGCGCUGGCGACGGCGGGCGGCGGCGUGGCGCUGGCGGCCGCCGCGCUGCUGGCGCUCGACCUCGUGCUGGCGUAUCUAGACUCCGAGGAGUAUGACGAGGAAGCCAGUGUGUAGAUAGGUGAGUUUAUAUCGGCUGGUGCGGACGCGCACAUCGCGGCGUGGUGGAGCGGGCUGGGCGCGGCGCUGCACGCGGGGAGCGGCGCGCGCGCGCUGGCCGGGUGGCGCGGCGUGGCGGGCGCGCGGGCGGCGCUGGCAAGGGCGGGC